Molecule: messenger RNA, 1871 nt
Organism: Cherax quadricarinatus
Lineage: Eukaryota; Metazoa; Arthropoda; Malacostraca; Decapoda; Parastacidae
Source: RefSeq, a predicted model, not a curated record
UCUGCCUCAGGUAUGAUGUUUCAAGUGUUGCAAGAUGCCGAGGUGUUGCUCAUUGAUAAUGAUCUUCUGCCUCAGUUAAAACCAAGAAUCCCAAUUUCUCGCAUGGUUAGUAAAAGCUUCAGUCAACUCAUGGCAGAAUACGUACUUGGAUCGAUCAUUUGCCAUGAACGAAGCUGGAUGACUAGUAGACAAAAUCAGCUGAAAAGUGAAUGGAAUAAAGCUGCAGUAAUGAAAUAUCGCAGCCUUCAGGAUCUGACAGUGGGCGUUCUAGGAAUGGGAAUCAUUGGAAGAGAAGUGGCAAAAUAUUUGAGAACCUUCAAUUCUACUGUCCACGCUUAUACCCGCACUGCACCUCCAGUGGAAAGCAAGUCAAUUCAUGUGGACAAAUACUGUGUAUUUUGACUCCUCAUACGGCUGCAGUGGUUGUUUUUCGUCCUGAAGAUAUUGCUGAUGCAUUUUCAAGGAACUACCAAGACUUUUUACAAGGCAACUCGAUAAGUGGAACAAUAGACUUCAGUAGAGGCUAUUAACUUGGUAAGCAGAAUUUCAGAAUGAACAUAAAGAGAGAAAAAAAAUAGUUUGUAAUUUUUCGACCUCAGGCUUAAAUCCUCUUUCUUCUCAUUAUUAGAAUCCAAAGAUUCUUUAUUAACUGUAUUCUACAAAAGAGGACCUUAGACGGAGGUCGAAAAAGACAGAAAGUUUCCCAGUUUUUACCAUCAUGUGAGUUGUUUCCUGAUGAUGUGUGUGUAAACACCAACUUUCCAUAAACUGUAGCACAGAAUUCUUCAUAUAUACACUUUGUGUAAGUAACAUUGAAGUGAUCAGGAGAUUUAGGAUGUAUAAAAAUAUGUACUUUCCUCCCCAUUCAAAACUCAUACAUUAAAAUGCUAUAUAUUAAAAAAAAACUGGAUGUUAUGUGUAUUACAACACCAAAAAAAAAUUGAAAGAAAUUUAAGAAUUUAUGAUUAUGAUUUGUCGCAAAAUUAUGUUAGACAAGAUAAGAGAUUCGUUGAAAGGAUGUGUUUGUGUGUUAGGGAAUUCUUCAGAAAUAUUUAACAUGUUUUUGUUCUCAGUAAAAUGUUAAACACCAUCUACAACUCCAGCUGCUUUUGAUCGUUACAAAGCAACACAUUUUAGGAUUUAAAAGGUUGCCAGUGAACAAUGCAGAAUAAACUUUAAGAAAUACUUUUACUAAGACAAGUCCUAGAGCUGGAUAGUACUGUGUCUUCACUCUGAAAGAUGAGACAGAAUGUUGCAGAACGGAGAGUCACUGGAAAUAUGAAGUCAGCACACUACAUGCAAGGCAGCAGUAGAAUGUUUGAUGUUAACUUCUUAGAACCAGUGUUCCUGGUGAAUAAUAGCUGAUUAAGGUUACCCAGGUCGUCUCCCACCCAGAGGCUGGAGACGACCUGAGUGCUGAUUAAGGUUACCCAGGUCGUCUCCCACCCAGAGGCUGGAGACGACCUGAGUGCUGAUUAAGGUUACCCAGGUCGUCUCCCACCCAGAGGCUGUAGACGACCUGAGUGUUAAUAUGUAUCAUCUACUUCAAAUCUCGUAAGAGCACUUAUUAUGUUGUCUUAUUGUAGACUGUGUACCUUUUAUACAUAUGUAAAUGUAUAUGUAUAUUUACAACAUAAAUACUAUAGCAUUAGAACUGGACAAGUCUAAUCCUCUGUUUAUUCAUGUGAUAGAUUUUAACCAUCCAAUUCAUCUUCAAAAAGCCGAGAAAGUUGCAUCAGCCAGAUCUAUGGCUAAGAGAAAUAUAGAUGAAUCAAGCUUCGUGAAAGUAGUUUUGAUUUUAAUAUGAAUAUUGAUUUACAGUAAUACAAAUAAGAUUUGUUAAUAAUUAAUAAAAUUUGGGAAGAAUUUAA